Molecule: messenger RNA, 890 nt
Organism: Mytilus trossulus (common blue mussel)
Lineage: Eukaryota; Metazoa; Mollusca; Bivalvia; Mytilida; Mytilidae
Product: cerebellin-1-like
Exons: 2
Coding region: 210-872 (220 amino acids)
Molecular function (GO): protein binding
Source: RefSeq, a predicted model, not a curated record
AAUACGGCAUUUGGUACACCUCGGAUGAUUCCGAUACCGAAUAUCAAAAUGUUGAAGUAUGGUACCAUGACGUGCCAAGAUGUACCAAAUGCACGCUAGUAUAUAAAGUAGACCUUCGCCCUUCUGGUUUUCAAACUGAAAUACCAUUUGUGACAAACGGAACACGUUAAACGCAGCUUUUACUGAGUGAACAUUGGAAAUUAGGCAAAAUGGACCAAGCGAAGUUGUUUUCAUUUUUUAUUAUCAUGCUAAUUGGUUGCGUUCAACCAAUGAAUUUGCCACAGGAACCCGACAAAAAAUCUACAGUAGAGGUUUCUCUUUUGGACACGCAGCAGGUGCCUUUAGUAGAUCUUUUUGACACUACUAAACUAAACCAAGUGUUAAAGGACUUUAUCAUAAAGACAGUUAAUGAGGCUUCUGACCAGAGAAUUACAAUUAUAAAAACUGCUGUCAUCGAAGAUAUUGGAUAUGAAACAGUACAAAUACACGAAAGACCCGCAUUUACAGCAUCAUUCAGUGCAGAUGAUUGGCCCGAACCAAAUGAAAUUAUAAUAUUUGACCAUGUAUGGCUGUAUGUUGGCAAUGGGUAUGAUGCUACUACAGGGGUGUUCACAGUUCCAAGAAACGGAUUGUACUUCGUAUCAGGUACUUUAAUGUCCGCUGACGGAAGGAACUUACACUGUCGUCUCUACAAGGACAACCAAGACACAAUCGCACUAUUUGGACAUGAUUAUUCCUCGGGAACACUAAAUAGUGCAAUGCUUCUGGAGGAAGGGGAAACAAUCUACAUAAAACACGACAACAAGUCCGGAGAAAAUAUGUUAGGAAGGCACUAUAGCAUGUUUUCGGCAUUUCUAAUCAAUGAACAGUGAAACUGAUGAGGACUUUAG